ACUUGUACUUUACUUUCAAGUUUUUGAAUGUUGAUGUUGAAUUUAUUAAUUUAUAAUUUAUAUGGGUCGUAAAUACUAACUUUGAUCCUUCUAAAACAAAACGCAUUUGUUUUGUUUGGACUCCGUAAAAUUCAAAGUAAGACUGUUCUGCCUGCACUGCUCUUCUUUGGCUCGAGUCGAAAUCCGAAAGGUGUUUUCUGGUUUUCCUGAAAAACAAAUAAAAUAUACAAUAUUUACAAUGAUAUCCAACAUUCUGCUCAACAAGAUUGUUACUCGGCAACACGAUUUUUGCUGCAUAUGUUUAAAAACAAUACAGGGUACACCUAUUAAUAUCGAAGAUGAAGUUGUCCUGAAGGAUAAUGUUAUGAAAAUUCAGGAUGUUUUGUCACUUGUUUUAGGUUAUGAGAUCUGCAACAAUAUAUCUGUAUUUGAAAUUUUGUGCAAGGCUUGCACUCACGCUGCUGUUGACUGCUUAAACUUCAUAAUGACAACAAAAGAAACAUCAGAACUAUUAAACAAAGCUAUUUGUAACCUAUCAACAUGUUUGGACAAAACUGUGGAACCCUCACACAAAGAUAAAACACUGUACCUCACAAUAGAUACCUGUAAUAUGGAAUCAAAACAUUACUUCUAUCAUAAGACUGCAAAUACAUCAAACAUUGCACUAAAAAGGCUUCACAACAUAUUACAUUCAAAGCCUAAAAUUAAAAAAGAGAUAAAAAAGGAGUAUCAGAGGAGUUUACAACAAAAUACACAGAUUGAAAUUGACCCAAACACCGUGGAGAUGGAUUUAGAAGAUGAUUUACAAGAAGAUACUAAACCAAAGAGAAAGAGAUCAUAUUUCUCUAUUCCCAUGAAAACAAAAGAAAUGCUUUGUGAUAAAACUGAUUGCACAACAUUUAAAUGUAAAGUUUGCUUGAAAUUCUAUCCAAGUUUGACCAGUCUGAGGAAUCAUUAUAUAAGAGUUCACGCCCCAAAAAAUCACAAAUGUCGGAUAUGCAGUAAAAAGUUUGCUUCAUUGACACUAUUAGAAGCUCACAAAAAACUAAGUCAUUGUACAGUUGUUUGCAGCGAGUGCGGUAAAACUUAUCAUAAUCGUCAUUCCCUCAAAAUGCAUGAAAUCGGUCAUCAUUUCAAAAUUGUUUGUGAGGGAUGUGGAAGAGUUUACAAAAGCCAAACAACGUAUAAGAAACAUUUAGAUUUAAAUAUAUGCGGGCAAAACACCAGAGCAUUGCAUGCCAAUGCUCAGUUUACAUGUGAUUAUUGUAACAAAAAGUACACUCAAAAAGUUUCCCUGCGUGUACACAUUCAAUACGAACACUGUAACUACAAGGGCCACAUCUGCAAAUGGUGCAAUAAAUCAUUCUACGCACAGAGUAGACUGAAAGCGCAUAUACUCAAGCAUACGCAAGAGAAAAAUUUCCCAUGCGACAUAUGCGGUGGGAGAUUCAUAUCAAAAGAGUCGCUGUUGUACCAUACGAGAAUACACACAGGUGAACGACCUUACAAGUGUGAUUUAUGCAGCCGAAGGUUUUUGUCAGCUUCCAGGAGAUCAGACCAUUUUAAACGUCAUCACUCUGGCAGUGUUACUAAUGAUAGGUUUGACAAUACCUUCAACAUACAAUGGCAGGCUUUGAAAUCAGAAUAGAAUAAAAAAUCAUUGAUGUUGACUCAACACAACACUCCUGUUAAAAGAAACUUGACUUCUUCUUCGUUUGAUACAGGAGAGCAACAGAUUUUGGCUUUGGCCGUGGCUAGUUACUACCCUACCGAGAAAGGCAUACCGCCAAGCGAUUUAGCGUUCCGGUAUGAUGUUGUGCAGAAAUCAAAAGGGGUGUGGAUUUUCAUCCUCCCCUUAAUGGGUUGACCCGCUUCCAUCUUAGAUUGCAUCAUCACUUACCAUCAGGUGAGAUUGUAGUCAAGGGCUAACUUGUAAAGAAUAAAAAAAAACAUGACCUUGGAUGCAGAAGGCAGGGCCACUACUCAACGCAAUUCGGCCGUCUAAUGUAUAUAUACAUAAUUUUUAUUAAGAUCUUGAAACACAAUUUCCAAUUUUGGUACCAAAAAAACCCUUGGAUAAAUAAAAUCAUUUAUUUCACAUGUACUAGAAAUACAUAGUUCGAUGUCUUACAAUAUGGAAUGUACAUCGAAACAUUAUAAUUUUACAAUGCAUUUGUCAACAUACCAUCUAAAGUUGUCCCUAACUUUUUAAACAUACAAAUGUAUUAAUUUCUUAAUUCAGUGACUUCUAUAAAUCCAUAUAUCUAAUAUCUAUAUUUACAACGUGUUACAAAACUAAUUACUUUAAUAAUGAUAAUAUAUAUGGUUUUGUAUAUAUAUUUAAUUCUCACAUUCUAAGCUCAUCAAUUUUGAAUCCAAGGCCAAUAAAUACUCAUCAAUAACAUGACAACGUCAUCAAGUUUUUAUGACCAACAUCCAGGCUUAUUUUUUCUUCAGGAGAACUAGGCAAGAUAAAGAGUGACUAGGCAUAUUCUAGGCAAGUGUGUUCCACAUUAGGCCACAAUUUUACUUACCAUCAGGUGAGAUUGUGGUCAAGCGUGAGCCAAUUUAAAAAAAUAUCAUAGAGGAAUGUUAAAAUGAUUUUUGUAGUCAAAUCUUUAUGAUUCAAUGUGGGUGUGAUCAACUAUAAUAUAAGUAUAAUAAGUAAUACAAAUAAAAUAUUAAAAAACUAAAAA
This is a messenger RNA of Bicyclus anynana (squinting bush brown), 2696 nucleotides long. Its product is annotated as zinc finger protein 510. The coding region runs from base 239 to 1648 and encodes 469 amino acids. The record is from RefSeq and is a predicted model, not a curated record. Gene Ontology annotation, cellular component: nucleus. Lineage: Eukaryota; Metazoa; Arthropoda; Insecta; Lepidoptera; Nymphalidae. The transcript has 2 exons. Gene Ontology annotation, biological process: regulation of transcription by RNA polymerase II. Gene Ontology annotation, molecular function: DNA-binding transcription factor activity, RNA polymerase II-specific; RNA polymerase II transcription regulatory region sequence-specific DNA binding.